Molecule: messenger RNA, 512 nt
Organism: Paramecium sonneborni
Lineage: Eukaryota; Ciliophora; Oligohymenophorea; Peniculida; Parameciidae
Source: the annotation of a GenBank genome assembly
AAAGAAAUCUAGAAAUGAAUGGAGAAAUAAAGUUAAGAAAUUAUAAAGAAUUAUUAAUAUUGUGUUCAUUAAUAACGAGUUUAUAAAGAAAGAGCAGAUUGGAUAUAUAAAUUCAAUGAUAAAUUGAAAGAGGAUCAUAAAUCAACUUAAAAGAAAGAGUGAGCAUAUUAUUGUAUUUCUUAAGGGAAACUAUAUAGAUAAGAAGUACAGUAGCAAAAGGAAUAAAGCGAUUAUUUCUAUUGUAAUUAUGUACAAUCUUUUUUGACAAAGAUAACUAAAAAUUAUUAUGGGGAUUACACAAGAUUAAAUUCCUGAAUGAUGCUUAAUACAAUAUAUAAGUAUCAGAUGAAGAUUAAUUGGCAACUGGACUAGGUUAUUUAGGAUUGUUGUUAUAACAAAAAGCAAAGAUAAAAGGAGUAGUAUUGAAACAUGAAUUUAUAUAAUAUAAUUAAAAUCAAUGGAAUGGAAUUGAAAUUGCAUAAAAAAAUGGCAGAUUUUUCAGAAAGAAUUGA